AUGGCCACUGGCGGAGGUUUGCGUUUCAAUCCUCGGAGCAACCAGGAGCCCGAGCUGACAAAGCAAGGUUUCUUGGUGUAUAGUGGAUCCGUUUCGGACUACUAUGAGUGGGAAUUUCGGGCGAUGGCGAAGUACCACGCUACGAAGGCGGAUGAAAGGUUUACACUUGGUGCAAAAUUGCUGGAGUCCCUUCGAGGGGACGCUUACAUUGUUGCCCAGGACUUGGGGCACGAUGUACUGAAGAGCGCCGAUGCGAUCACGCAGAUCAUCGACGCUGUGCGUAAGGUGAUUUUUCCUUUGCAGGCCCAAGAGGCAAAGGAACUUUACCGAGUCGGGGCCAGCGUUGGUGGCGUGAUGUCAAGACAAGCGGGAGAGUCGAUGACCUCCUAUAUCGGGCGAAGAAAGAGAUGGUACAGGAAGUUGAAGGAGUUGGACAAGACGAUAGAAAUAUCCGAUACCAUCCUUGGAGAUCUUUUACUCGACAACUCUGGAUUAGAUCGCAAAGAGCGACUAAUGGUACUUACAGCUGUCGGGGAAACGUCUUCUUUUGAUGCGAUCGAGAAAGCCCUCAUUACUCAACAUGGGAAAUUGCAUGUUCUGGAGUCCCGAAGUUCGGGCAAGGGUGCAAGCAACUACAAUCGCCCCAGAGGCAUGGCCUACAAGGGAACAAAGAGUUCUGGCAAAGGAAAGGCGAAUGCUCAGAAUCACCAUGGGGCAGCCUAUCUGGCAGAGCCUGAGGACCUCUUCGACUCCUACGACGCCGGGGAAUCCUUUUGGGAUCCCGAGGCAGAGGAAGAAGAGCUGGUACCUGAUGACCAGGACAGUUCAGCCUUCAUGGCUGAUUCCCUUGGAGAGGCAACAGCCGAGAAGAUAGAGCUGGAUGUUGUGGAAGCAUUCCUUUCAACACCAGACUUUAGUCUGGAUGAUGAUGAGCCCAAGCCCAGCGGUUUGAGUAUUGAAGACCGCAAAGCGAAGCUCAAGGAGAUCAAGGCACGUAGCGUUUGUCGCACGUGCGGGAAGAAAGGGCAUUGGGCUGGUGACCGAGAUUGCAAAGGCAAGCCAUCUUCAGGAGGCAGCAGCACGCAAGGCACCAAGGAUAGAACUGCGCAUUUCUCCGCGAUCUUGACAAAAGACGCGUCCGUGCAGACCUCGUUUUGUUGCUCAUCUUCGGAGAGCGAAGGGUUAGAGGUACUGCAUAAGCCUCAAAUGUUUCUGGCGCUGGAUGACGACCACGAGCAUCCCGAGGGUUACCCGGGCUUCUUCAACCCCGGAGACUUUGCGGAGGAAGAAGAAGAGCUCGAAGAAGCAGAUGGGUCGUUUGAGUUGCUAGAAGCGCCGCCUGAGGGUUCGGACACCGUUUUUGGGUUCGGAGUUCACCGAGGUUCCACCUUCGGGGAUGUCGUUUUGAGACACCCUGACUAUUUCACGUGGGGCAUCAAGGAAAAGAACCCCAGCCGAACGCUGGAGGAGUUCCUUGUGUGGUGUAACAUGUACUACGUGUUCCCACGUGGAAAGGCCGAGAGAAGGGAAUACCCUCUUUCAGGUUAUGAGGCGCGAGACCUCGAGUCUGUUAAGGCCUGGAUGCUGUCACAAGGCAUCGGUGGAAAGGUGAACAAGUCAAAGCUCGCCAAUCUGAAGCCGGAUCCUCGUGGACCGUGCCAAGGCGGAUGCCCGGCUCAUGCCAUUAGUAAGGCAGGGUCAAAUGACAAGGUCAUCAAGACCACUUGCAUGAUUUGUGGCCACCGAUGGUCAGAGCCACGGCCACAAGCGCAGCCCACGAGGGAUGCGACGACUUGUCCUCACAGCCGCACGGACAACAGAGGUUCCACCAAGGCCGUGCACAAGGUCUGGUGUUUGGACUGUUGUACUUUUGUUGAGGAGAUGCCGCAGGCGCUCCACAAGCAACAGGUUGAGCUAGGGAGAGCCGCGCAACAGGCACCCCUGAAGGCUCAGGACCUCACCCGUCGUACGCUUCAGGACACACCUCUUACGCAGAUGGAGGCAGGCGAGGUAAUCAAGCAUUUUGUGAAGAACAUGAAUAGAUACCUCACGAGAGUAGAGAGCACUUCCUCGCAGGAACUUCUGAGCAUGUUGAGUGACUCUGUUGAUUUUGUAGUAGCAAGCCAAGCCACUCAGCGAGUUUUAGGGACGGCUAGUAGUAGCUCAGGUUUCGUUAGGAGGGAUCUCCAAGCUCAGGCCCUAAACCCCGUAGGAAGAAGUCCUCCAGGAACUCCCGCUCACGCCUCUGCCGCCGCAGCCGUUUUGGCCCCUAGGACGCCGCCUAGGACCCCGCAGAGGCCGACAGCGCCUCAGCUUCCUGAGAGGGGCAAUCCUCCAGGAUAUCCACCGCACGCCUUUAUGGCGGUGGAAACGCCCGAGCCUGUGUUGGAGCAGCUCGAGGAGGUCGAUCCCCUUAGGGACGACCAUGUCUACGCCAUGCUCGAUGAAGGUUGCAACUCCACCUGUCACGGGGAGAAAUGGCGUAUAGACGCAGAAAAGAAGCUCGAGAAGCUUGGCUUCCGAGCGAAAGCUGCACCACUUACCGUGGGCACCUACCGUGGAAUCGGAGGUGCAGAGGCCACGCAGAGAUUGGUGUUUCCAAUCGCUCUGGCGAUGGAGCCAUCUCAGCUGUCUUGGAAUGGCAGCGUGGCAAGCAAUGAGAUUGGGGGGCAAGACUUUCCGCUCCUUCUCUCGUUGCAAGUGCAGCAGAAGCUAGGCCUAAGGAAGGACGUGAGAGCCGGACUAGUUCAACUAGCCGACUACCCAGGCCAAAGCUUGAGGUUGUUCAAGAACAGCCGAACCGGACUACUGAUGAUCCGAAUCGACCAGUUCGAGAAGGACUUGGCCGAAGGACAUCAGGAGUUCAGACUGGAAGAGUAUCCGAACCUGCCAAAGGUCGGACACCAGUCACCUUCAAGGACCGUUAUGGCCUUGAGGAGCGCCUCACCGGUUCAGAGAGCCUACAUGAUAGCCGAUACAAAGCCGAACAUCGUUUUGAUGUCGGCAGGAGUGUGGACGCUAGACGUAGGCGCGGAAAGUUCCAAAGUGAGUAAGGAACUCACCGACGCAGUGGACAGAAUCCACGCGAACCGAUUUUCGGUCGCACUUCCGAAGAAUCUUGAAUUGGUGAAGAGAAGUUUGAGGAAGAACUACCCGAUUAUCACAGAGGAAGUGAAAUCGGACGAUCACCUUGUGAUCUUGGAUGUAAGGGACAUCCCAGACCCGAAGAAUUACCGGGAUCAUAUCGGGACGUACCCGGAGAACCUGCACCACACCGUCUACAGCAAGACUUUUCUAUCCCUUUGGGAAGAAAUUGCAAAGCAGAUCGAUCGGAUUAUCCGACGAUCGAAAGAUGGUGACAAGAUCAUCAUCCUUUUCUUGUGCACUGGGGGAAAGCACAGGAGUGUAGCCCUGAGACACCUUGUGCAAGUCGUACUAGAGAAUGUCUAUGGCAUCUGUGCUGGAUAUCUGGACGUGUCGAGAACAGUCAAUUGGCAUAAAACAUGCCAAGGCUGCACAAGAUGCAGACAUGUCGAGAGUGACGACAAAGAAAUCCUUGAGGAGAUGGAGGCCUACGUCGUCAAGCAAUGGAAGGGUUUCUUCGACCCCUCAAGAACGCCAGUGAAGGGAAGAAGUCGCACACCAGCAGGAACUUGGGUGCGAAAGGACGGGAGAGGUGAUGCCUCUACACCUUCUUCGUCCGCCUCGAAGCAGGGAGAUCAGCAACUGACUCCCGGCACGGGGGCCACGCCAAAGGCGAUGCCGAAGGACGGAGGCACGCCGGAGAGAAAAGGAAAGGCUUCGACCUCUACGGAUGUCAAGGACACCGAGAAGGACAAGAAGAAGGCGCAUGCAGCAAACGCGAGCGCGAAGAAAGGAGCCCGCAAGGCGGAGGCCGGAGACUCGUUAACGAGCUCCGAUGACGACUUGUUGGGAACCAGUGGCGUCCCAGAACACUAUCACGACUUCUCCGACUUGAUUGAGGAAGACCACCGGGACUUGGAGCGCAUCGCGUACAUUUUCAUCCACAGGAUCGUCCAGGUUUUUCAACCGGACGCCCUAACAAAGCCGGAUACGCUGAUCCGCAAGUAUUCGGACAGCUUGGUGUUGGCUAUGGGUGCGGUCGCCCGCAAGUAUCUGGACGAGAAGCAAGCUCGCCAGAUCCUCGAAGCAGUCUUACGUUUGCGUAGACUGGACAUCGAGGGUUUCAACGCAGAGUACCUCGAGAAGUCUCUUAGGGCAGCCACCGAAAUGGUUGAUGAGCUCGACGAGGCGACGCCUGACUUCGGCACCAGAGACGUGCGAGACAGCAUGCGGGGCCGCAGUCUAGGCUCAGCUGCCGCAGGAUCGAGGGAUAAUCCCCGAUCCAGGAGCGCUCGGGGGUAUGGGCGAAGCGCAACCCCAGUUAGGAAGAAGUGGCAUUGGGACGAUCGUCGAGACGUCCGGAACACGCCACGCAAGAGCCGCGAGGAGGAAGCCAGGGAGUAUCAGGAGCGUAGGGACGCGCGAGAGUCUCGCGAAAGCCAGCAGCGUCGUGUGAGGAACGACCAGGACCACGAGCGUGCGAGGUCAGACCUGCUGGGUAUGGGGAUUGAUCCGAACUUACCAAGCGAGAUCACCUCAGCUUACCUUGACCAGAUGUGGCAAGGAGACCCUCGGACUUCGAAGAAGCCGGUGCUAAUGCUGUGGGUACAGGACCCGAAGGAAAAGAAUGGGCCUGUGAGAGUGACCCUUAAAACGGGCACUUACAACACUGCCACGAAGGUCGCGCCCGAGCUGAAGAACUGGUACAAGAACACGUUCGUUCAGCGCGAGGAAGGAGGCGACUGGUCUUGGGCAGAGCGAUGGGAGUGGCCAACUCACGUUCAGGAGUUCAGCGAGAAAACGUACAGGGUAUACGAUGGUUCGCAGUUUUGCUCUGCCUACUACUCCACGCCAUCGAUAUACCCUGGAGCGCCUGUAAUGGGCACAAAGGAAAGAGAGACCUUUGAGAAAGGCUCUCGACAAAUGAGCAAGCGAGAUUCGCUGCUAUGGAAGGAGUUGAGGGGAUCGUUUACGACCCCUGAAGAACCAAGAAAGGUAUUCCUUCUUGGACAAUGGUUCGGACCUUUUGAGGAGGCCGAAAUGAAAGCAGCAGACCCCGGACCAGAUCUGGCCGGGUAUGAGACUGCGAGUUGGAGGCAUAAAGUGUCCCAACAGAUCCAAUCGUUUCAGCCAGACCUACUCUUAGUUCUGUUUCCGGGAGACUGCACCAAGCAGCUCUCAGAGACCGCCUCGGAGUGGCUACAGGACUUGCUCUCGCAGAGUGAAAUGUGCGUUUGCGUUUUAGACGAAGUGGGUUCAGUUAGGUGGAAAGAUUUGGAAGGUUUGGAAAGGGACGACAGUAAAAGUUUUGAACUUUACUACGCUAGAGGCAAGCCGGUCUUGAAAGUCCAGAACACAUCGGAAGAUGUGAAAGGCACGGAGGUAUCAUUAAAAGAGCCUACCGAAGAGUGUGCAGACAGCACCACCUGCAAGGUAAAGAACAGGCAACCUAGAGGCAUAGGACAUCUCUUGGAUGAGGAUGAACUAGGUCAGCUAGGAGUACUCAGUGGAGCGAUGGACCCCUCCACAGCAUUUGGACGCAGCAUAGAGUACCGCCACACUGCGAGAAGAGCGUACGUACAGGCAGAUACUUCAAGGCGAGCUAGAGCCGCCGUGCUGCGCAAGUCGGGACCACUACCAGGCAAGUACUCCGCAGGAGACUUGGUGUGCUACCGAAUCGAAAGAGACUCGAGCGGUGUGCCUAGCUGGAGUGGAGUUUCUCGCAUCAUUGGUUUUGAUGGGAAGACCGUCUGGGUAACGCACAGAGGCGUGCCCGUAGCAACUAGUUUAGGCAAACUCCGACCGUGUACUUCGGCGGAAGUUCUAGCUUAUCAGAUUUUGAGUAAAGGCAACUUACAGUACGAACACCUAGAAUCUGAGAGAGAGCAGCAGCGAUUUGUCGAUGCGCGAGCGCACGACAGUGAUGCAGACGAUGAAGAGGACAGUGACUCUGCACGUCCGUCUUCUGCCAUACGCUCAAAUCCUUUGGAAGGAUUGAGGACAGUGAGAAGGAGAGUGGGAUUUACUCCUGAAGAGUCACGGGCAGAGCCCCGUGUAGAGCCCACGAUAGAAGAACCCGAAGUAGAAGACGCUCAACAGAUGGAUGAGCCUACGGUGGAAGCCGUAGCAGAGAAUGAUCCGCAACUUGACGCGGCGGACAUUCCGGUUCCCGAAGAAGAGGACACAGCUGAUGCUUUAUUGGCACAGUUUAAGAUUCCCACGUAUGGAUCGAAAGAGUGCAACAAGUAUAGAGCUUUUGUGGCCGAUCGAAUAGACUCAGAAAGCGCCCGAAAGUGGUUGAAGAAAAGGAGCAGCUAUUCUAACAAGAAGAAAGCUGCGCAGAACAAGGUGUUCACAUACGAAAAGUGUUCACCAGAGUUGCAAAAGGGAAUCGACGGAUCCCGUAAGGUCGAAUGGGACAAGUGGAAAGAGUUUAACGCUGCACUUGAUCUCGAUGAAGAGCAGUACCAGAAGCUUAAAGAUGAAGGCCAUGAGGAAGUACCGCUCAAGUGGGUUGACACAGAUAAGAACGAUGCACUUAGAGGCACGCAACCAGAUAUUGAAGUACGGCAUAAAAGUCGACUCGUCACCAGAGGAGAUUUGGAGUCUGGGGAUAUCCGAUCGGAUUCUCCGACGGCAGAUAUAGAAGCUCAGAAUUUGAUAUUCAGCUUCGCCGCUUCGCGGAAGGUGAGAAUAGGCUCAGCCGACAUCACAAAUGCCUAUUUUCAAGGAGAGGAAUUAGACAGAGUACUAAUCCUCAAACAGCCAAAGGGAGGACUCCCAGGGGAGCCCCCAGAGCGAAGGUUUCUGGCAAGGGUACCCGUGUACGGGACUCAUGACGGAGGACGUAAGUUUUGGAAACGUCUCAAGACCAGUGCGCAGAAAAGAGGUUUUCUGGAAAACGCCAUUUUCAAAGCACUUUAUGUUCUCCGCAACAACGAGGGACGUAUUAUUGCGCUACUUUGCACACACGUAGAUGACCUGCUGUGGGCAGCCGAGCCAGAAGCAGAGCCUGUCAUCGAGGAAUUGCUGAAGGAGUUUUCGUGCGGAAAAGUAGAGCGAAAAACUUUCCGUUACUGCGGGAAGGAAGUUUCCCAGGCAGAUGAUUACACUAUCACUGUCACCUGCAAAGAAACGACAUUGAAAGUUAGGAGGCAAUGUCGUCCGGACUUAGCAUAUCGACGAGUAAGUCGAAUGCAGUCCGCUAGCGCAGGAGGAAUUGUAGCAGACCUUCGAGAGGCGAACAAAGCCGUCGACUAUGCGUUAGUGAUGAAGGUCAAAGGUGAGGAUUCUGUGGAACCUUACCGAAGCCAAGGAGUUGAAGAAGGUGAUAGACUGCGAGCUGCCGUCGCAGAUCUUUUCGGCAAACUUGACCGCAAGAAGUGGGACGACCGUCCAGAAGAGCCAACGGACGAAGUUCGCUGGAUCGACACAGACGUCAUGGUAGCAGAUCCACUGACAAAAGUCAUGGAGAGCACCAAGUUAGUUGAGUGUUUGUUCACUAACUGUUUGAAAGUCGAGCAGCCGAUUGAGUCCGUGAUCAAGAAAAGGGCUAAGCAGCUUCAGAGAAGGAAGACUGCAGACCCUGCGGACGGGCUGGAAGUGAUGGAUUAUUUUGACAGCACCGACUCACCGCAGGGGCCCCUUUUUGGAGCCAAGGCUCAGACGGGAAAACGGCCAGUUUUCACAAGCGCCGCUCCAGCUGGGAACUUCUGUGCUGUUUUUGUGUCUGUUUGGCAAUCCAGGACGGCGAACAUCGCUGGAACUGUCGUGCAGUUUGUGCUGCAGCGAGGUCUUCAUGGGAAACCGCAGGCAACGUGUUUGCGACCGCUUGAUGGGCAGAUUGCGCCAAUGGCCUACAACAGAGGUUACACGCCAGAGCCAGGACAAGCGGCAUACUCUAGCAUGGCUAGCGUGGCUAGCAUGCAACCUGGCGCUGGCGCCGCUGGCGCUGCAGCGCCGAUGAGCAGCUGGAGUGGCAAAGGUUGUGGCGCGGCCAAAGGCAUUUUCUCGCCAGCGCCACUGCCUUUCACUCCACCCACUCCGCAAGUGCCAGGAAUGGGAAUGGGCGGAAUGGGUAUCGGCGGCAUGGGCUGGGCGCCGAUGCUUCGGCCGCCUGUGGCAGCACCGGCGAAGCGGCUCUCACCUCAUGCAGGUUCCAGGGCAAUUGCUGGCAGACCGCCGCAGGCUGCAGAAGCGAAUCAAGCCGAAUCAAGUUCAUCGGCGAGUGCUGAGCAGGAAAGCAGCAGCAGUUCCAGUGCGAAACGAAAAAGAAAAAAGAAGGAUAAGAAAAAGAAAAAAGGCAGAAAAAGUCGUAGUCGCUCGAGAAAGAGAUCUCGAAGCAGCUCGAAGAAGAGGCUGAGCGUGUCCUCAAGCAGCCCCGGCGAAGACAAGUCCAAAGAGGCGCCAAGCUCGGAGGUGCAACAAGACAUCGAAAAUGCGAAGAGGGAGGUUUUGCAGCAGUUGGAGAACCUCAAAAAAGUCGAGCCAAAAGAGCAACGCAUGAAGGAGUGGAGGUCGCUUCUUCGAUCCUGGCAUCCAGACAAAAACCCUGACAAAGCGGAAGUUGCCACCGCUGUCUUUCAAUUUCUGCAGAAGGGCAAGCUUCUUCUGGGCCUCUGA
Molecule: messenger RNA, 8706 nt
Organism: Symbiodinium natans
Lineage: Eukaryota; Dinophyceae; Suessiales; Symbiodiniaceae
Source: the annotation of a GenBank genome assembly